Molecule: messenger RNA, 1706 nt
Organism: Drosophila teissieri
Lineage: Eukaryota; Metazoa; Arthropoda; Insecta; Diptera; Drosophilidae
Gene: Aatf
Product: protein Aatf
Exons: 2
Coding region: 97-1554 (485 amino acids)
Biological process (GO): regulation of transcription by RNA polymerase II
Cellular component (GO): nucleus; nucleolus
Source: RefSeq, a predicted model, not a curated record
AGCGAAGCAUGCAUCGAUCUUAAUCCAUCUCUAACCACCAGUCCAUGUGGUAAACUAGGCCUUUCGUUUUGAAAUUAUAAAUGAAACUCUAGCAGAAUGCUGCGCAAGUCAAAGAAUCAGCCACAAACGGUGGCCGAGAAGGUCAGCAAGCUGCUUGCACAUCCGAACGAGAGCGACAGCGCGGAGGACUCGGACUGCGACGUGGCCACCGGGCCCCGUCUGGUGGACUUUGAGGAGGAGGAGUACGACCUGCCGGAUGCCCGUAGCACCGACUUUAGGAAGAGGAACGUCAAGCUGCUCUCGGAGCAAAGCGACCGUUACAAGGGGAAGAUCAGCAGUCGCAAGGAGUUGGAUGAGGAUGAUGACGAUGAUGAUGAUGAUGAGCAGGAGUUGUCCUACGAAGAAAGCGAUGAGGAGGAUGAGGACUUGGCAGACUUUAAACAGAAGUUGAAGGCUGGAGGAGCUGAAGACUCCGAGGAGGAAACUGCUGCUGGACAUUCCGAAUCUGGCGAAGAAAGUGAAGAGAUUGAGAGCAAUUUGACGGACUUUAAAAAAAAGUUUGAGGCUGGAGAUUUUAAAUACGAUGAGGAGGAGGAUGAUGACUCUGAGGAAGACAACAGCCAGGAAAGUGAAGGAGAUGACGAUGAAGAUGAAGAAGCAGAGGACGACACAAUUAAACCCUCGGAUGUAAUGUCCAAAACCAACCAUCAAGCUGAAAUCCAAAAAGGGCUCGGCGUCCAAAACCAACUGCGCAUCUGGGAGCGUCUUCUCGAGCUGAGGAUCAACACCCAAAAGUUCACCAGCAAAGCGAAUCAGCUCCCUGCACCAGAUACUUUAACGAAACUGGCAUCGGAGAACGAUGAACUUCAGUCGGUGCUAAACGAGGCCCAGGAACGCUCAUCCAAGUUACUGCAGCAACUGCUCUCUCUCCAGUCAGCCCUCCACCAGCAAAACUCAGAGAUGAAAAAGUCGGUGAAGCGCAAGCAGCCCACAGACGAUUCGGGUCCAGCGGUCAAAAAGUUUGGCUCUGUCCUGCAGAGCAAUUUCCAACAAAUGACCGGGUAUCGCAAUGAAGUCCUGCUAAAGUGGGACGACCGCACGAAACUCCUGACCCCCGGAGCGGGAGUCAAGCGCAAGUCUUUGCAGGAGGACUACGACAUCAUCAAAAAGAUCGACAGCGCCCUGGCAAACCGAGAAGCGCUCGUGGAGAAGUCUCAGACCCCAAAGAACAAUCAGGCGGAGCAGCAGGAAAACGAGCCGGUGCAGCGAUUAAAGCACAUCUACGACGACAGCGACUUCUACCACCAGCAGCUUCGGGAGCUCAUCGAGUACAAGGCCAGUACCUCGUCCAACAUGAGCGAGAUCACCAAGCAGUUCGUGGAGCUACAGAAACUGCGCCAGAAGAUGAAGAAGAAGGUGGACACAAGGGCCAGCAAGGGACGAAAGCUGCGAUACGUGGUGCACAACAAGCUCAUCAACUUCAUGGCGCCCAAUGAGAUUAGCGAAUGGACGGAGGCCUCCAAGUCCGAGUUGUAUAAAUCGUUGUUCGUCUAGAUUGUAAAAAUUAAUAUAUGAAGUUUUAAAUAGGAAUAAAAUCUAUGAAAUGUCAUUAUUGUUAAUUGCCAUUUAAAAGAAUUAUAUUAUAACAAUAUAUUAGAGCACCAUACCCCUAGAUAAUUUGAAAUUAAAAGAAAACAUAUUUCAAA